Messenger RNA from Aegilops tauschii subsp. strangulata, 819 nucleotides. RefSeq lists its product as uncharacterized. Lineage: Eukaryota; Viridiplantae; Streptophyta; Magnoliopsida; Poales; Poaceae. The record is from RefSeq and is a predicted model, not a curated record.
AGGCUAGGCUCUCAAAGAAAACCUUACAAGGAACGGAAGAGCCAUCCUGGACGCCUCUCCUUGCAUGGCAUGCACUCCAAGCAACACAAAAAUUGUACUCAUCAUAGGGCCACCAAAUAAUCUAAACUUGGGACACUCCACAUUUGUUUGUGCCACUAGUAAGUGCAUGCAUGGCACUCGUCGUGCUCGUAAGACUAGCUCUGUGGCUUCUGGGCUCCUGCCUGGAGCUCGCCGCCCUAGUGCUCUUCCGGGGCCUGGCCCUGCUCGUCGUCGCCGCCGUGGACUUGGUCAGGCUGCCGGGGCAGGCGGCAGAUGCGGCGCUCGAUGCGACCAAGGGCGUGCUCGAAGCGGCGGUCGAGUUCGUCUUCAACCUAGUCUGGGACGUGGCAGUGGACGUCGUCUCAGCGUUUCUCGAGUCGCUCUGGAGCGUGGUGGCCGGCACGGCGGAGUUCGCCGCGUCUACGGUUGUGGAGCUCAUGGAGGCAGCACGGGAUGGCAGCGAGGAGGCGGCGAAGGCGCUCACGGAGGUGCUGGAGGGCGCGGCGGAUGCGGUGGCCGGGACGCUGGUGAAGCUCGCGGAGAACUACACGGAUGCUCUUGUGCACCUCUUGCAGAAUCUCAUCUGAUGGUACGACAUAAUGCAUACGCCGGGCCACUCAUGUACUAUUGUACAUAGAUAUAGAUGUCAUUUGUUUUUGUCACUCGCCGAAUUUUCACGGAGUAAGGUGCAAACAUUCUUUUUUUUUUUCAUUUGGGGCGAAAUAUUCAUAUUGUUCACGUGAAAUUUAUGGAGGUUCACGUGUUAUAGUGUGUUUCAGA